Brassica napus (rape) is the source of this 1566-nucleotide messenger RNA. RefSeq names its product BAHD acyltransferase At3g29680-like. The transcript has a single exon. The record is from RefSeq and is a predicted model, not a curated record. Lineage: Eukaryota; Viridiplantae; Streptophyta; Magnoliopsida; Brassicales; Brassicaceae. The coding region runs from base 232 to 1542 and encodes 436 amino acids.
GCAACCAUUGUGGAGGAUCUGAUGCGUCGCGCUUUCAUCUGUCAGAUCUUGCUUACUUCCAUUUUAUAUUUGGUUUUCACGUGAUGAUGCGUUGCUUCCGAUGAUAAACAUUUAUUGAUUUGGCCCACCUAACCUUAUCUCACGGGAAAUAAAUACAUAGUAACUACGUUGCCAUCACAACAAGUCUGUCUGAGAGAUAUAGUUCAUUACUCCAUUACAUAUCUCUCAACCAUGGCGUAUAACGUGAUCAAGAUCUCUCGGAUCAGCCCCGCAACAGAUCUUGUCGACUCCCUCAUCCUCCCACUCAGUUUCUUCGACUUAGUGUGGCUAAAAGACAUUCCCACGAACCGAGUCAGCUUCUACAAACUCACCGAGUCAUCUCGCCACUCCUUCUACUCACUCAUCCUCCCCAAGCUCGAGCACUCCCUCUCCCUCGUCCUUUCACACUUUCUCCCUCUCUCCGGCCACGUCAAGUGGAACCAAGAAGAUCCCAAGCCGCACAUCAUCAUCUCACCGCAAGAUGCCGUCUCUCUCACGGUGGCUGAGACAGAUGCCGACUUCUCUCAUCUUUCCGGCAAAGGGCUCCGUUACCAGACUGAGUUAUGCGCUCUAGUCCCCGAGUUACCGGUUUCCUCUGACUCAGCGCCUAUUCUCACUCUUCAAAUCACUUUGUUCCCGAACCAAGGCUUUUGCAUCGGAACCACAAUCCACCACGCUGCCGUGGACGGCAAGACUCUCGUGAAAUUUCUCAAAUCAUGGGCUCACAUCUGUAAGUACGGAGCAAUACCGCAAGAUCUUGACCUACCUAUGCUUCUAGAUCGUACGGUUAUAAAUCUUCCAUCCGAACUGCCGAAUCUCUCUGUAGACGUAAGAACACUAAAGCUUCCUCCCGUGAAAGAGAUCGAAGAAGACGUGGUCAGGUUCGCGUUCGAGCUGACUCAUGAGAACGUGAAGAAACUCAGGGAGCGAGCCAAAAGCGAGUCGACUCGCUCCGAUCUUCAGCUGUCGACUUUCGUAGUCACGUACGCCUAUGUACUGACAUGCGUUGUGAAAGCGCGUGGAGUCAACGCGGACCAACCGGUUCCUUUCACGUUCGUUGCUGAUUUUAGAGACCGGUUAGACCCGCCGGUUCCUGCGAGCUACUUUGGGAACUGCGUGUUGCCUAUCAACUUCUUAGGGUACAAAGGCAAGAUGUUUUUGGGAGAAGAGGGGUUCGUUAACGGUGUGGAGAUUGUCAAUGAUGCGGUCAGAGAUUUGAGUUUGAGAGGGGCUGAGUCGAUAUGGGAGUUGUAUGAGGAAGGGUUGAAAAAGAUAGAACCAGGUAUAAAGAAGCUGUCCGUUGGUGGGUCUAACAGGUUUGGGAUAUAUGAGACGGAUUUUGGGUGGGGACGACCCGUUCAUACUGAGAAUGUAUCCAACAGCGGAAACCUUCUCUACUCUAUGUCGGAGAGCAGGGAUGAAGCCGGUGGUGUGGAGAUUGGCAUGUGUUUGAAGAAAUGUGAGAUGGAUGUUUUUGUUACUGAGUUUCAAAAUGGACUGUAAGAUGUGGAGGUUGGUAUGUGUUAG